AUGGCUCGUUUCUUCGCUGCUCUGCUGGCUGCCGCCGCCAUGCUCCAGGUCGGCUCUGCUGCCCCUUUCCCGUUCACCAACGGGACUUCCCCUGCUGCUCCCGCCCCGCCUGCAUCAGGCAUUAACACCACGGUCUCACAUGAGCACCGUCCCGACCGCAAACCGACGGCGCGCUACAUUGGGGAGCUCGGCGGGCGACUUCAAGCCACCGGCCCAUUCACUAAACCGGAUCCACCACCACACUGGUGGAAAAUGGCGUUCGCUGUCUUCCAAUACGAUUUCGGUUCUCCCCGUUCCGAAAACUCUUAUAAAACCGAAAACGACUAG
This is a messenger RNA of Daldinia vernicosa, 327 nucleotides long. RefSeq lists its product as uncharacterized. The transcript is spliced from 2 exons. The record is from RefSeq and is a predicted model, not a curated record. NCBI's taxonomy places the organism in Eukaryota, Fungi, Ascomycota, Sordariomycetes, Xylariales, Hypoxylaceae. The coding region runs from base 1 to 327 and encodes 108 amino acids.